Penicillium alfredii is the source of this 2799-nucleotide messenger RNA. Its product is annotated as Mechanosensitive ion channel family. The record is from RefSeq and is a predicted model, not a curated record. Gene Ontology annotation, biological process: intracellular calcium ion homeostasis; calcium ion transmembrane transport. Lineage: Eukaryota; Fungi; Ascomycota; Eurotiomycetes; Eurotiales; Aspergillaceae. Gene Ontology annotation, molecular function: calcium ion binding; calcium channel activity. Gene Ontology annotation, cellular component: membrane. The transcript has a single exon. The coding region runs from base 1 to 2799 and encodes 932 amino acids.
AUGUCGACUCCCGUCGACGAAACCAAAACCUUCCACGUGCAGGAGAAGAAGGACAAGAGGAAGGACUCGGACGAUGUCUCGCCCAUGUCCGAAGAUGGCACCUAUGUGCACGACAAUGUCGAUCGCGGACUGACGGUCGACACGACUCGCGUCCCCGAAGAUGAUGACCCGCCCCCUACCACGGCCUCUGCGCGUCGAGAAGAGGCUACCCGGCUGGAGGAUGACUUGAUGCUCCUGCAGGCCGAACGCGUCGCCUCGCAGUCGACCCAUGAAGGGGGUGAUGAACACGACCCCGACCGGCCUUCCAUCAGUAAAGUCCGCUCGCGCCGCUCCGAGGCCAUUGACGAGUUUGACGAGGCGACGAACCCACUGCACGAAAAAGCCGCCGUCUACAAGCCCCCCGAAACCCCCAACACCAAGAUCGCCGCCUUCGUGAAGAAACUGCACGAGUCGAGCUUUAUCGUUCGCUACCUCACCUACAUUUUGCCCGUGGUGCUCCUGCUGUUGAUUCCGUUGCUGGUUGGGGCCCUCAAGUACACCAAGGCUAGUGUCGGUGGGGUGAAAUUGAUGUGGUUCGCCAUCUGGCUGGAAAUCGUCUGGUUGACCCUGUGGGCCGGACGAAUUGUCGGCAAGUGUUUGCCUCCCGCGGUUGGGAUCAUGGCUAGCAUCUUCACCAACAAUGCGAAAAAAUGGCGCGAUAUGGCCAAGCAGCUGGAGCUACACGCGGCCCUCUUUUUCUGGUGGCUCGGUGUCGAGAUCUCGUUUUUGCCUACCAUGAAAAACCAUCAUGUGGACGGCGACAAGACCACUCGCAGCUGGGAGAACACACUGAACAAGAUCAUCAUUGUGGUCUUUGUCUGGACAAUCCUCAACUUCAUCGAGAAGAUUCUUCUUCAGCUGAUCGCCAUCAGCUUCCAUCUGCGCACUUAUGCCGAUCGCAUUGAGAUCAACAAGUUCCAGAUCGGAAGCUUGACCAAGCUGUAUGAUGUGUCCCGCAGUCGGAUCAGCGACAAGGAUGAGGAAUUUGAGGAAAAGAAGCCGGAUCAGUCGAAUAGCGCCGGCACCAAGACCCCCCUGCAAUAUGCCGGCAAGGCCCAGCGCGUGGCCAAGGGUGCCUUGAGCAAAGUUGGGAACAAGGUCGGCGACGUGGCUGGCGCGAUGGCCGCGGACUUCACUGGCCGCAAGGCCAACCGGAGCAGCGACCCCUACAUGGUGACUUUGGCCCUGUUGCGGACCACCCCGGGAUGCCAGGUUCUUGCUCGUCGUCUUUACCGUACGUUCGUGCGCGACGGCUUUGACACGGUCUUUUCGGGUGAUCUGAAGGAGGCAUUCGAAAAUGGCGACGAAGCCGAGGCUGCGUUUACCAUGUUUGACCGCGACAUGAACGGCGACAUCUCCAUGGACGAGCUCGAGGCCGUCUGUGUGGAUAUUGGCCGCGAGCGCAAGUCAAUCACGGCGUCGCUGAAGGACUUGGACUCGGUCGUGUCGAAACUGGACGAUGUGUUCAUGUUCUUUGUCUUUGUCGUGGUCUUGAUAGUCUUCUUGUCCCUGAUUUCGACCUCGGCUGCCGGUGUGCUCACGUCUGCGGGAUCCACUAUCCUGGCACUGUCUUGGCUGUUCUCUGCCACAGCACAGGAAUUCCUUCAGUCUGUGAUUUUCGUGUUCGUCAAGCACCCGUUCGAUGUCGGUGACCGCGUGACUAUCUACGGUAACUCGGGCGAUGCGGGUCUCGGUGAUGACUACUUUGUCAAGGAGAUUACCCUUCUCUACACCGAGUUUAAGAAGAUGCAGGGUCAUGUCGUGCAGGCUCCCAACAGCUACCUCAACACACUCUUCAUUCUCAACCAGCGGCGGUCGGGUGCUCUCGCCGAGGCUAUUCCGAUCAUCAUCAAAUACGGCACCACUAUCGACAUGAUCGACGGCCUGCGCCAGCGUCUGUUGGAGUUUGUGCGCAGCGAGAAGCGCGAUUUCCAGAGCAACAUCCUCACUGAGCUGCGCGCGGUCACGGAGAACUUCUCGCUCACGCUCAACGUCGUCUUCUUCUACAAGUCCAACUGGCAGAACGAAGGCCUGCGUCUGCAGCGCCGCAACAAGUUCAUCUGCAUGCUCAUGAUCGCCCUUCAGGAGAUUGGCAUCGAGGGCCCGCGCAUGAACCUCCAGGGCGCCAACGUGGAUAUUCCCUUCCACGUCAACUAUGGCAACGCGCCCAUCACGGCCCCGACUCCCAGCAACCGCGACGACGCCGACGUUCAGGAAGUCCCCAUCGAGGACUCCAGUGCUCUCUCCGAAAACACUGGCACUAGCACCGCUGUACGUCACCCGUCGAUCCUCCGCAAGGGCAUGAAGACCGCUGCGGCGCGCGCCCGCGGCCAGUCUGUGUCGCAGCGCAAGCACGUCGACUUCUCUCUGGGCAUGUCCAAUCUCUCUGCCAACGACAUCAUGGGCGAUGUCUUUGAGGAACGCGGCACACGCAUCGACGAUGUGGUUCGCACCGCCAACCGCGACGCCGCCGACCGCCGCAUGCAGGAGGUUGCCGAGGAGGAGGAGCGUCGCAGCCGUAGCUCGUCUUCGCGCCACCGCCGCCCCUCCAACCUCAGCGUGCCUACCAACAACGAUGACGGUCGCCGGUCGACCGAUGCCCACAGCACUCGCAGCGGCACCUCUUCUGUCCGAAACCGCUUCUUCCGCCACCGCAGCAACCCCAGCGGCGAUCGUGACGAUUUGAUGGAGCAGGGCCGUUUCGACCAGCCCACCCCGCCUCCUCCGGCUGCCAACCUGGAUCCUAAUGCGCGCGCAUAA